AUGCUUUUGAGUAGAAAAUUUCGGAUCAAUCACAACCAUGGCAGCAACACUCACCAAUCCAUGAUUCAGAAAGUUAUUGCUGUGCUCGGCCAUUUAUACUUUGGAAUUUCAUUUAACAUACAACUCAUGAAAGAUUCUUCUGGUUAUGUUGGUAUCCUUCUAAUGAUCUGUUAUGAUAUCUGCAUCUUUUCCCAUCUGGUCAUCUCCAUCAACCGGAUGUCAGCCAUCUAUUUCCCAAUAAAGUAUUAUAUUCACUUCAGGUAUCAAUCGGCCCUAGCGAGUCAGAGUCGAUUGAAAUAUGAAAUUCAAUCGUUCCAGGAAUGUGGAUGGUUGCGAUAUUUUGAUUUUAGCCAGGACGUAACCAUAGUGACCCUAAUUGCUAUCAUUGACACAACGUCAAUUAUCAAGUACAGGCUCACUUCCAUACAGGUAAAAAUAUUGAGGUUGCUUAUGUGUUUUUGCAAUACAUCUGAAUGCUUUACUGUUGCUCAAGGUGUUGUAUUCGCAGUCGAGCUCAGCACGUACUUCUUUUUUGGCUGGCUAUUCCAGAAUAAAUGGGCAGUUUGGUCACUGACGACAUUGGCGUGGAAUGUUGUACACCUCAGCGAUGCCAUAAUAAUCAUCACGCUUAACAAGGAAUUUCGACGAUUUCUGUGCACAAUUUUGCCGUGGAAUUCAUGUAAGCGGAAGAGAUCAAACUUGAGAGGUUUUAUCUUUCAAUGUCACUGUCGGAUAAGUUCAAGAAAUAAUACGAAUGAACGGGGACACAAAGCAAAAAGAAUGAGUUAA
Messenger RNA from Haemonchus placei, 789 nucleotides. NCBI's taxonomy places the organism in Eukaryota, Metazoa, Nematoda, Chromadorea, Rhabditida, Trichostrongylidae. The record is from the annotation of a GenBank genome assembly.